Messenger RNA from Fundulus heteroclitus (mummichog), 2589 nucleotides. RefSeq names its product zinc finger protein 260. Lineage: Eukaryota; Metazoa; Chordata; Actinopteri; Cyprinodontiformes; Fundulidae. Bases 76 to 2145 code for a protein of 689 amino acids. The record is from RefSeq and is a predicted model, not a curated record. Gene Ontology annotation, biological process: regulation of transcription by RNA polymerase II. The transcript has 2 exons. Gene Ontology annotation, molecular function: DNA-binding transcription factor activity; RNA polymerase II cis-regulatory region sequence-specific DNA binding.
UGGAUAGCAGCUGGAGAACCCGAACCGGGUCAGAACCUCCAGGUAUGUUAACUGGACGCUGGUCUGGAUGAACUAAUGCUGGAAAACAGAGAAUAUUAUGAGGCCUUCCUCAGCAUCAUGUCUGCUAUUUGGCACACUCACACGGACGACCUUCUCAAAACUGAAGAGAGGAACUCCAACAUUGAUCCCAUGAUAUCAAACGCUAUGGAAAUAAAAGAAGAACAGGGAGAACCAGAAACACAGCAGAUGAGGGAGCCAAAAGGAGAACCUGAACCCAUUACAACAGAACAUAUUCAACUGUGGGUCUUUGAGAAUGAAUGUCAGCCUUUAGUGAAGCAGGAGCCUCACACCUCUAUGGUGAUUUCUGCUUACGAGGAAAUAUUCCCCAAUGUACCAGAACUGCACCAGGUGAUGGAAGUAAAGAAUGAUCCAGAACCUGUACAGAUUAAAGAGGAACCUGAACCUGUUAUAAUUAAAGAGGAACCCGAACCAGUGAAGAUCAAAGAGGAACAGGAGUAUCUCUGCAGUAAUCAGGGUGACGAUCAGCUGAAGAAGGAGACAGACAACUGUGUGGUGAUUCCUACUUAUGAGAAAAAGAGCAAGGGUGAACCGGAACAAAACAAGAACCAUCUGCUCUCUGGAAACUGUCCUGAAGCUGAGACUCAACAUCAGACAGGGAGCAACCUGAAAGACUCGGGAUCAAAUAAAGAUCUGCAGCCAGAGAAGAGACAUCAGGACACCAGAAAUCACAGGGACAGUGUGGACAAUUCAAAACCAAAUAGUCAUAAAGAAGAUUCAGCUUGCUGUCAAAUAUGUGGUAAAUGUUUCAGGACACAAAAAUACUUGUCUGUGCACAUUAGAAUCCACAGAGGUGAGAAGCCGUAUCCUUGUGAAGUGUGUGGUAAAUCUUUUAUCCUCGCAGAUCAAUUGAAAAAACACAAAAAAACUCACACAGAUAAUAAGCCUUAUUCUUGUGAGUUGUGUGGAAAAUCUUUUAGAACAAAGGCUAUUUUGGAUCGUCACCUUAUAUCUCACACAGAUGAAAAGCCUUAUCCUUGCAAGUUUUGUGAUAAAGCUUUUCGACAUAAUCACAAUUUGAAAUGUCACCUAAGAACUCAUACAGGUGAAAAACCUUAUUCUUGUCAUUUGUGUGAAAAGUCUUUUAAACAAAGUAACGAUUUGUCUCGUCACCUUAGAACCCACACAGGUGAAAAGCCUUAUUCUUGUAAGUUGUGUGAUAAAUCUUUCCAACAAAAUGGCAGUUUGACUCGUCACCUUAAAUCUCACUCAGAUAAAAAGCUUCAUUCUUGUCAUGUGUGUGAAAAGUCUUUCAGACAAAGUAGCCAUUUGACUAGUCACCUUAAAAUUCACACAUGUGAAAAACCUUAUUCUUGUCAUUUGUGUGAUAAAUCUUUUCGAAAAAAUCAAAAUUUGACUAUUCACCUAAAAAUUCACACAGCUGAAAAACCUUAUUCUUGUCAUUUGUGUGAUAAAUCUUUUCGACAAAGUAAAAAUUUGACUACUCACCUUAGAACUCACACAGGUGAUAAGCGUUAUUCUUGUAAGUUGUGUGAUAAAUCUUUUGGAUUAAGUCAUCAUUUGACUAAUCACCUUAGUACUCACACAGGAGAAAAGCCUCAUUCAUGUAAUUUGUGUGGAAAAUCUUUUCGACUCCGUCACUUAUUGACUUCUCACCUUAAAACUCACACAGAUGAAAAACCUUAUUCUUGUGAAUUUUGUGACAAAUCUUUUAGAUCGAAGGCUAAUUUGAUUCGUCACCAAAGAUCUCACACAGGUGAAAAACCUUAUCCUUGUCAUUUGUGCGAAAAGUCUUUUAAACAAAGUAAUGAUUUGACUCGUCACCUUAGAACCCACACAGGUGAAAAGCCUUAUUCUUGUGAUUUAUGUGUCAAAUCUUUUAGAACAAAGGCUGUUCUGGAAAGUCACUAUAGAACUCACACAGGGGAGAAGCCUUUUACUUGUGCAUUGUGUGGCAAAUCAUUUAAAAUAAAUUAUGCUUUGACUUGUCACCUUAGGAUCCACACAGGUCAUAAGCCUUAUUCUUGUGAUUUGUGUGGAGCAACUUUUAGAUGCAGCAGUCAUUUGGCUCAUCACAGAAGAACUCGCACGUGUGAGAAGCCAUAAAGACAAGGCAAGUUUAUGUAUAAAGCACUUUAGUAACAAGACGAUUCAAAGUGCUGUACAUGAACAAAAAAAGUGUUACAGAAUAAAAAAUAGCAUUAAAGAUGAAAGCACAUUGCACUGGAACAGUAGCAGCAGGUCAGAUACAGUAUAAGACAAGUUGGACUACAAACUUCAACAUUAACAGUUAAAGGUAACUCUAAAUAAAUAAGUUUCAAACCUUGAUUUAAAGGAACUCAGGCUUUCAGAAUUUUACAGUCUUCUGUGAGUUUGUGCCAGAUAAGUGGAGCAUCAAAACUAAAUGCUGCUUUUCUGUGUUUUGUUCUGGCUCUGGGUUUGCAGAGUAAAUUUGAGCUACAAGACCUGGAGAGUUGAUGCACUGAUAACAAGUCUGUGAUGUAUUUAAGUGCUAUGCCAUUCAGGGAUUUAUAGACUAACAGUUGUAUU